This is a messenger RNA of Brachypodium distachyon (stiff brome), 2822 nucleotides long. Its product is annotated as pentatricopeptide repeat-containing protein At1g10910, chloroplastic. The transcript is spliced from 12 exons. Gene Ontology annotation, molecular function: protein binding. Bases 59 to 1993 code for a protein of 644 amino acids. NCBI's taxonomy places the organism in Eukaryota, Viridiplantae, Streptophyta, Magnoliopsida, Poales, Poaceae. The record is from RefSeq and is a predicted model, not a curated record.
CGUAUCUCCCAACCACGGAGCGGCAGCGCACGGACGAGUUGGAUUGAUUCACUGCAAAAUGGAAGCCGCGUCCUUGCCGCUCGCCGCGCCCCGCUCCCUCUCCCCGCCAGCGACUGCGCCGUCCUGCUCGCGGCCGAAGAACCUCCCCUUCGUUCGCGCAGCCCCGCAGACGCUGGAAGCACGUGCCGCACCCAAAACCCAGCGGCCGUCCCCCCGGCGCAACGCCGUCGCCGAUGUCAAGGCUGCCGCCGACCCUGUCGCUGCGCUCACCAGGCUGGAAGAUGUUCUGCAGACACAGGACUGCAACAUAAUCUUGCGCCACUAUGGGGACAUCAGGAAAUGGGAUGCCCUUUCUAAGGUCUUUCGGUGGAUGCAGGAGCAUGAAAUGCUCAAUGUUGCGUCCUACAGCAGCUAUUUCAAGUACCUGGGGUUGAGCCGUAACGCUGCAAGAGCGCUGCAAGUGUAUGGUUCUAUCCAGGACCAGUCAAUCAGAGUUCAUGUCUCUGUUUGUAAUUCGGUUCUAGGGUGCUUGGUGAAGAAUGGGAGGUAUGACAGCACCUUCAAGCUCUAUGAUGAGAUGAUACGAGGAGGUCUAUCACCUGAUCUGUUCACCUACAGUACUCUUCUGUCAGGGUGCAUUAAGUUGAAGCAGGGCUAUGCUAAGGCAAUGGAGUUGAUCAAUGAGCUGAACUACCGCGGUCUUCAGAUGGAUAGUGUAAUAUACGGUACUCUCUUGGCGAUAUGUGCAUCUCAUAACUACUGCGAGGAGGCUGAGGUAUACUUCCAGAAAUUGAAGGAUGAGGGCCAUAACCCUAAUCUGUUCCACUACAGCUCCCUGUUGAAUGCAUAUUCGGAAAAUUCUAAUUAUGAAAAAGCUGAGCUGCUGAUGAAAGAUUUGAGGUCUUCCAAGUUAAUACCAAACAAGGUAAUACUGACUACUUUAUUGAAGGUAUACUCUAAAGGUGGUCUUUUUGAGAAGGCUAAGGAGCUACUCACUGAAUUGGAAGCCUCAGGGUUUGCUCAGGAUGAGAUGCCAUAUUGCAUAUUGAUUGAUGCCCUUGCCAAAGGAGGAAAGAUAUGGGAAGCAACAAUGCUGUUUAAUGAAAUGAAAGAAAAAGGAGUUAAAUCUGAUGGCUAUGCAUUUAGUAUUAUGAUUUCAGCACUACAUCGAGCUGGUUAUCGUGAAGAAGCAAAACAACUUGCAAAAGAAUUUGAGGACCAGAAUACAACAUAUGACCUUGUUAUACUUAAUACAUCACUUCGUGCUUACUGCAACACAAAUGAUACAGAAAGUGUAAUGCGAAUGCUCAAGAAAAUGGAUGAAUUGAACAUAUCACCUGAUCAUAUUACAUUCAAUACCUUAAUAAGGUACUUCUGCAAGGGAAAGGUCUAUCACCUAGUAUACAAGACAAUUGAAGAUAUGCAUACAAAGGGUCAUCAAUUGAAUGAGGAGCUUUGCUCUGAGGUGAUGUUACAGUUAGGAGAAGCAGGUUUUCCUUCUGAAGCAUUAUCUGUAUAUAAUAUGAUGAGAUACAGUAAAAGAACAGUUUGUAAAUCUCUUCAUGAGAAGGUCUUAAGCAUCUUAGUUCCAGCAGGACUUCUCAAGGAUGCAUAUAUAGUCAUUAAGGACAAUGCUGAGCUGAUAUCUCCACGUUCCUUGGAGAAAUUUGCUAUACAGUUCAUGACAUCGGGAAACAUAAAUUUGAUUAAUGAUGUUAUGAAGGCACUGAACCAUUCAGGAUGGCGUAUAAGCCAGGAUACCUUUGGGAGAGCAAUUCAGCGGUACAUCCAAAAACCUGAUAAGAAGCAGCUAUUGUUAUCCCUCUUAGACUGGAUGACUGGUCAAGGCUAUUCCGUAGACUCAUCAUCAAGGAACUUGCUUUUGAAAAAUGCACAGCUCUUUGGCGAAAAACAACUGAUAGCAGAAAUCCUUUCUAAGCAGCAAGCAGCAUCAAGGGCCUCAGGCCAAAGAACAAAAAGAAUCAGUGAUUGAGGCACGAUUCAAUACUAUCUGAAUAGUUCAGUUCCACCAAAGAAUGUUCAGAGUAGUCAUGGUUGUUUGAUGAUCAACAAAUACCAUGCUCACAAGGGUCUGUCAGAUACAUGUUAUCACCUGUAUGUUCCCAGGGCACAAUCAAGGCUUGCCAGGAUUUCAGAUUAUGGUUGCUCAAUUCACUGAGAUAUACACUUCAUCCAUUAGAGCUGCAACUGGGUCUGGGAGUGAAGAUAGAAGCCAAGGAUUGCAGUGAUGAGAAUAUUGGAUUCUGGGUUGUCUAAGAGGCAUACAAGAAAAACAAGAGGAUAACCAGUAAAUCUGCCCUUUUUUGUUCCAACAAGUCGGUUUACUUUGAUGAGGAUUCAGAAUAGACUGGUGAAAAGGAACUGUUCCUUGCCAAAAACACAGGAUAUUACCUUGGAAUUGCUCUCGCAGUGUCAACGGAAAGCAAGUUUGGAACAUUAUUUGAACCACUUCUAGAGGAUCAAUUGUCAUACCCUUGCUAUCGUUGGAUUUUUCAUGUAAAAUUAUCGUCUCCUAAUGCUGUUUCUUGUGUGGCCUCAGUAUAUUCCUUUUAACUUUUGAGAGGGUGGUCUCAGUAGAUUCUAGUGGUAUUGAGACUAGUUCUCGUUGGAGAGGUUCAAACUUCUUUGUCACUUUAUGGGGGAUGCGCAUCUGUUUUGGCAAACUUAAUUCUGGCCAAUGGAUACUUUAGAUGUCAUUUUUGAAGAUACGUCCAUGGCACGGACUGAUAACAGCACCAUGUAUAUAAAGUAAUAACCAGAAUUUCUUCAACUAUAAAGAUUGAGACAGAAUGAAUUCUCUA